This is a messenger RNA of Cladocopium goreaui, 5375 nucleotides long. The record is from the annotation of a GenBank genome assembly. Lineage: Eukaryota; Dinophyceae; Suessiales; Symbiodiniaceae.
GUUUCCUUUGCUUGCUUCUCGCUUUACAGGCAGCGGCAAAACUCCCUUGUAGUGAGCAGGGUAUCUUUUACAAAGAUCCAGAGGUGCUCGGAGCUGCGCCAAAUGGUGCCUGGGUUCUAGACGCUCCUCAAUGCCGAAGCAGCUGUGUUGCCAGUCCGACUUGCGUCUUCUUCUCCUUUGUGCCCAGCAAUUUGCCCGGUGCAGGUGAGUGCUGGCUCUUGGGCCAAAAGGCCAAGGCCGAGAAACGCGAAGGCGUCAUCAGCGGUCGUAAGGUUUGCAGCAAGGAGAUUGACGAAGUCAUCCACAAAUGUCAUUCAAAACAUGAAUGCCCGUCUCAUUGGUCUUCCGGACUUGGCGGCUUCCUCUGUCUGAAAGGCGACGCUUUGGGAGCCUGUCGUCAAGCAGCACAUGGUAUUGGCAUAGUGGACACAAAGGAGGCCAUUGCCGAACAAGCCCUGCAAGAUGAGUCUAAGAAGGACCAUCAGCAGCUUGAGCGAGGCUUUGCCCAGGUCCAUCCUUGUGCGUCGGAUACGAACCACAAGUGUCCAAGAGCGUGGGAGCAUGAAGCUACGGGUGGCUAUUUCUGUCACUCUCACUCUGGCUGCCGACCUGCAGACCACGGACCUUUCCCGUCGGAGGAGUGUGAGGCUCAGUGCUCCAUUGGCAAGGUCGAUGUGGCAGGAGGAGGUGAUGUAGCAGUGCCUUUCAACUGCCAGAAGGUGAACUCCAAAGACUGGAGCGACCACAAGAAGCGCUGGUGCUGCGCAAACUCGGAUGGCCCCUGUGAAGAAAAGGACAACUCCGCCUCUACGAUUGGAAGAUGCCACACAGAUUUGAAAACUUCCUGCCCACACGAUUGGUACCAGCCCCACUCUGGUGAGGGUGGCUUCUACUGUCAUGAGAGUAGUGGCUGCCGUGCCGCUUUGGACGGUCCCUUCCCAUUGGAAAGUUGCAAGGAGCAGUGCUACAUUGGCAGGGUAGCUCGUGAAGGCUGGAUUCCAAAGCCAGUCUACUGGGACUGUCAUCUACACCUGCAGACUUGGCACUCCGUAUGGUCGAAGGAGACUCGGAUGACUGACUGUGUCUUUGGCCUUGAAGGAAGGGGAGCCAAGACCCCGCGCCGGAAGCCGCACGGAACCUUUAUCUGGACUGAGACCCCUAAGCUGGGGCAGUUCGGGGAAAAACAACCUACAAACAAACCUGGCUUUGAUACGAGCAAGUUUAGGACAGAACUGUUUCGCAGACAGCUUUCUGUACCCGUCGGGGUCUUUGAGCCGAUGUCAUGUGCUGUGCCAGGAAAACCUUGGUGCUCCCGGGCCGACCAAAAUCCUGGAGCCCAACUUUCGACUUCGGUGUCCAAAGACACGUUGCGCACUGGUUUAGAAGCUGUCGAACCUUGUCAGCAUGCGAAGUCACACUGUCCAAAGGAAUGGUCGACUGGAGACUCUAGUGGCUAUUUCUGUCACUCUGACAAGGGCUGUAGACCGGCUGACCAAGGGCCAUUCCCUGUAGAAGACUGCAAGGCUCAGUGCUCCAUCGGCAGUGUCUACGUGCCAGGUGGUGGUGAUGUCGCUGUGCCCUACGACUGUCUGCUGCAUGUGGAAAGAUGGAAGAGCCACUGGAGCAACGAAAAGAAGCGCUGGUGCUGUGAGCACUCUGAGGAGGGUCAAGUUGCCUGUGGAGCAGAGGAGAGUUCAGUUUCGUCUGGCUCCCUUCGCAUCUGUCCAAAGCAUCUGAAGACUUCAUGCCCAGAUGCGUGGCAUGACCCAAUUUCUGACGAAGGCGGCUUCUAUUGUCACGGUGAAGGGGCCACCCAGGGUGGUUGUCGUGAGAAAACACAUGGGCCAUUUCCCUUGGAAGACUGCAAGGAGCAAUGCUAUAUUGGCAAUGUGCGGAUUUCAGGCUUCCUGCCAAAGCCAGUUCUUUGGGACUGCCAGCGGCACCUUGAUCAUUGGGAAUCGAGUUGGUCCAAGGAGAAGCAACUUUGGUGUUGUACCCAUGACAGAUAUGCGCGGGAAGUAUGUGGCCACAUUUCUGUGAGUCACAAGCUCGUGACCUCAUGCGAUGCAAAAACAGCCGGGGGCAUCCCUUGUGCACCAUUGAUGACGUCCAAAUGGGAGGCGGGUCGCAGCCGCGCCAUUUGUAACGGCUCAGAGGGCACUCCCGUCAGGAUCUCCAUCGAUGUGACCCAUGUCCACCAAACAUUUCCAGACGUCAGCCACCUCGAUGAAAAGGAGGACAUGCACUGGAGACCGCAGGGAGUGGUGGAAGGCAUCGACACUGCCAUAAACUGCUCGAAGAAGGAGCAGAAUAUGACGCAGACCAAGAAGCAAUGGUGCUGUCAAGUAAGCCCCAAUUGCACGGUGAAUGUCACGGAGUUUGAUUGCCUCGCUGGUUUGUCACAAUGGGAGACUGAUUGGAGCCUAGAAAAGAAAGUAUGGUGCUGGACCUCUGGUGGACAUCACGACCUCUUCGACUGCGCAGAUGGCGUUGAGAACGCGGAUAACGGCUGGUCCACGGACAAGCAAGACUGGUGCUGUCGCAACAAGCAGUUGGGAUGUGCUCCCUACUUCGAUUGUGACAAUGGCCUCGAGACGUGGGAAACCAGUUGGAACCUCACCAAGAAGAAAUGGUGUUGGGACCAUGAGCAAAAGGGCUAUCUUCAUCCUUACAGAUGCGAGGGAACCUUCGCUGAUCAAGAGAAAUGGCCAUCGGCCAAGCAGGACUGGUGCUGUCAGCACAUGCACAAAGGUUGCAUGGGAAAUUACGACUGCAAGGAAAAUUAUGACACGUGGCAAGUGCAGUGGACGGCAGAAAAGAAGCACUAUUGCUGCGAAAAAGAAGGCAAAGGCUGCUACGACUGCAACGCUGGCCUUGCCAACUGGGACAGGGGCUGGUCGGACAAGAAGAAGGCGUACUGCUGCAAAGAAGAGAAGAAGGCAUGCUACUCUUGCUUGGACGUCUCUGGCAUGUCCAAGUGGUCAACAGAACAGAAAGGGUAUUGUUGCAGCACGCAGAAUGUGGCCUGCCACAAUUGCACUGGAGAUGUGAGACUGUUCCUCGGUGACAAGCGGGAGUGGUGCUGCAAGAACGAAGGACGCUGCCCUCCUGAGCUAACACUCUCCUCCACUUCGUCAACCACCAAUUGCCCAGAUGCCAUUGAUUCGGAUGACCCCGCCUACUGCAACACACCCAUCGGCACUUGGCCUGAAGAGAAGGGCGAAUUCUGCUGCAAACACUUCAAGAGAGGAUGUCCUGACAAGAAAUUUGACUGUGAUGAGGACCUCAAGAAUCACGAGUGGGCAUGGUCUGAAAAAAAGAAGGAGUGGUGCUGCGACGAGGAGAAAAAAGGUUGUCCUCCACCCAUCAACUGCCAUACUUCGCCAACCUCAUGGACGCUUAAGAAACGGCACUACUGCUGUACAAUGCACCACAUCGGCUGCGAUCUCUACCACUGCCGAGAUGGAACUUCGCCACACACCUGGUCGGCAGAGCGACAGCACUGGUGCUGCAUGCACGAAGACAUCGGUUGUCCGGUAGAAAAGAAGCCACUUUACCCGUAUGACUGCCUUAGAGACGUUUCCAGAUGGCGCGAACGUUGGCACCAUGCUAAGAAAGAGUACUGCUGCAAAAAAAUUGACAUCGGAUGUGAGGAUCAUGGGCCAGGGCCUGAAGGCGGUGGUAGCUUGGGCGGUUGCAGCGCUACUUGCAACUGGGACUCCCAAAGCUUCACAUGUGCUGAGCGCAUCAAAUAUGCGGCGUCACACCGAUUUGCCAACCAACAACAUGCUUGUGUGGCCGCUCAUCACUUGGUUGCUGGUGAAUGCGAUCAUUGUGGGCAGUGCACUGUGGAGAUGUCCGGUUGCUAUGUUUUUUGGCACGGAGAAACACAUCACCAAAUCACGAAGCACAUAGAGACAACGGUGGUGCAUGGGGUCUCUCAGUUUGACUGCAACGUUGAUUUCACAGAGUGGGAGAUCAAAUGGGAUGCGCGCAAGAAGGAAUUAUGCUGCCAGCGCGAGAAGAAAGCUUGCGCUCGAUAUCAGUGCGACUUGGACUUGGUGAACUUCAAGCUUCAUUGGGGAACGCCAAAGAAGGUCUGGUGCUGCGAGCACGAACACCUUGGCUGCGAACCAGGCUUGCAGUGGUUUGACUGCACUGAACAGGCGGAGCAUUGGGAGCAUGUUUGGAAACCUGAGAAGAAGACUUGGUGUUGUGCGCAUGAGCAGAAAGGAUGUCCUGGAUGGAAGUGGCAUCCACCAAUACCCGUUGCAAGCAGCAUGCCAGAAGGAGUCGUGCAUGUGACCCACACCACCUACACUACGCAUCAUGUGCAUCAUGGUGGACAUUGGGAUGUGGGCUUUGGCAAUUCCUGGCAUCAUGGAGGUGAAUGGCAUCAAGGGCAUCACCCGGCAGUGGAAGAGCAUACCACGCAUCAUACCGAGCAUCAUGAAUUUCACACUGAGCAGAAAGACCUGGGACAGCGCUUCCACUGUCACGCUGCCUUAACAAAUUGGGAAGAUGCGUGGUCGCCAGCGAAAAAGACUUGGUGUUGGAAGCACUAUAAGCUUGGUUACCGCUUGGCCUACAACUGUCACAUCGGAGAGGCCUCCUCUUGGAGCGAUGCCAAGAACAACUGGUGCUGUUCACAGAUGAACGUUUGCCAUACCCAUCAACGUCACUUCCGCUUUGACUGCAACGCUGCCCUGGGCAAUUGGGAAAAAGCCUGGAGUCCAAGCAAGAAGACUUGGUGCUGGGAAAACGAGCAGAAGGGUGGACCACCAGCAGCACCAACGGCAGCACCUGCAGUACCUGCAGUGCCAGAAGUUUCGGGUGAAAAUGCAUGGGGAGCUGGAGGCAUGAUCCCUGAGGGCUUUGGUAUCCCUGAGGGCUUUCGUGGUGACUUGGGUAGCCGCAGUUCACAUCACGGUCACCUUUUCGACUGCCAAGCAGCGCUUGGAAACUGGGAAAAUGCCUGGAGUAUGGCAAAAAAGGGAUGGUGUUGGAGACGGGAAAAGAAGGGUGGUCCAGAGCUGUUCAACUGCUACACAGAUGUUCUUGGUUGGACCGAAAAAAAGAAGUCCUGGUCAAGGGCUAAGGGCACCAUGUCCUUUACGCUUCAGUACCAUAUUUGGUCCAUCCCUGCUGCGCUUUCGCAUGUUGGAAGGUAUCCACAUGGUUUUUUAGUGCACAUCGAAGCAGAUUGUGUUGCUCUUGGACAUCGCCUGAAAAUGACGAUGAUCCUUUGCAGAAGGCCAAAGAGCUCUGAAAGGAUCAAGAUGCACCUAGUGCCGAAGUUGGCAAUAUUCAUUUGUGCUACAAGCCAGACCCAGUUUAGUUCUUGGGGGAUUACGGCAAGCUCCUUGAUCAGAUAA